Messenger RNA from Penicillium bovifimosum, 4557 nucleotides. It is a transcript of the gene nte1, whose product is annotated as lysophospholipase. Gene Ontology annotation, biological process: phosphatidylcholine metabolic process. Bases 1 to 4557 code for a protein of 1518 amino acids. Gene Ontology annotation, cellular component: endoplasmic reticulum. The transcript has 2 exons. The record is from RefSeq and is a predicted model, not a curated record. Lineage: Eukaryota; Fungi; Ascomycota; Eurotiomycetes; Eurotiales; Aspergillaceae. Gene Ontology annotation, molecular function: phosphatidylcholine lysophospholipase A1 activity.
AUGGCUGGCCUAGCCCCAUCUCUGGCCCUCAGCCUAACGGCUCCAACUUCUUCAACCUCGAUCCUUCCAGUCGCUUCUACGAUAUCUCUCUCCCACCUCUCACCCCCGCCUUUUCCACCAGCUCCUUCAACCAUGGCGGGGUGGAUCGGAUGGGUGUUUACCUUCGUCUUUUCCACCAUUCCAAGCGUCCUCUACUGGGUCAUUACCUUUACAACCAUUACAUUGCCCACAUGGCUCUUCACGCUCUUCUCUAUGAGCUUGACGUUCACCAUGAAUUUUACCACCUUAAUGUUGAUAUUAUUGGCCCUGGUAUCGACCGUUGGCUGGUUCAUCCGCUAUCGGUUCCUGAAUAUGUACAGUCGCCUGCCUCCGGAGCCCCAACGCAAAGAAGCCCAGAUCGAUCUGUUCCCCGAUGUCCAGGAAGGCGAUUCAAAGCCAGGACUUGCCAACUAUUUGGAUGAAUUCCUCAGUGCGAUUAAAGUCUUCGGAUACCUUGAACGGCCCGUUUUCCACGAGCUCACUCGGACGAUGCAGACCAGAAAGCUGAUUGCGGGAGAAACGCUCAUGCUAGAAGAGGAGAAAGGCUUUUGCAUGGUUGUGGACGGGUUGGUCCAGAUCUUCGUGAAGUCCUCACGGGAAAGGAAAUCAAACUCCCAGGAGAGCCUGUAUAUGGACGAUGAGUCCUCAGACGAGGAGGAGCGUCACACCCACCACCGACAAGGCUAUCAGCUGCUCACCGAGGUCAAGAAUGGUGCUUCCAUGUCCUCUCUGUUCUCUAUCCUCCAGUUAUUCACUGAAGAUAUCGAGCUGCGGAACUCGCAGAGCCAUGGUUCCAGUGUAUCCAGCCCCAUUGGGGGCCAGAGUCCCGUGCCUGAUGCCGUCCCCAUCAGCCCCGACACCGGUGUUUUCAACAGCCCCAGGUCCACUAUGAGAGAUGACAGUGGGUACUUUGCUAAUCGUGAACCCGGUGAUUCUGAACCGUUACCCCCAGUGCCUCUGUUGCACCUCGGAGAGAGCCACACUAUUCCCAGCGCGGACCAAAUACCACCAUCGGAGAGUAAAGAGAAAGCCCAAGCCCCAAAGGGCCACAAAUCCCACACGAAACGUCGCAAGUCGGUACAUCCCGAUAUUGUGGCGCGGGCUACAGUGGACACGACUAUUGCUAUCAUCCCAGCGAGCGCAUUCCGCCGCUUGACCAGAACCUACCCACGGGCAACAUCACACAUUGUUCAGGUCAUCCUGACACGUCUCCAGCGGGUUACAUUCGCCACAGCGGAUUCCUACCUGGGCCUGAGUAAGGAAGUGCUGGGAAUAGAGCGUCAAAUGUCUAGAUAUACCUCUUGGGACCUCCCAAACAAUCUUCGAGGAGGCGCUUUAGACCGCUUGAAAGAUAAAUUCAUGCGGGAGCGAGAUCGAUUGGGCCCGGAGGAAACCGGGAAAGGCAUCGCGCUUCACAAUCCUUCUGCUGGCCGUAGGCGGCGCUCGAACAGCACUCUCAGAAAAGAAGCCGUUUUGCAAGCGAAGUUGGCCAAUGACCGUUCUCCUCCACAACCAACCCCACUAAGAUCACCUUCGACGUCCCAUGACAGGGACACGGUGGGUGUAAGCCCUGGUGAUCUACUGUCGACCAUACAGCUCUCCCGAUUCGGACCGCGGUAUGAGCAUUUGGCAACUAGGAUCCAGACGCCGCUUACCGAAAGGGAACAACCUUCAUUCUUACCCGCUGCACUGGACCACCGGCCCUCAACCUUCCAGCGCAAGGAGUCACUUGACGAGGACAGUAUCUUCCGCGAGUCAAUAUUAGACUGUAUCAUGAAUGGCAUUGGUCUCAAUGAAGCCACACGUGAUACACCACGCAAGAGUAGCAACUCCGGCGACGCCUCACCAAGACUUCUCUCUUUCGAUAAUCGCCGUCACAAGGCGGUAUUCUCCAAUGCCUUCGGCUUCAUUGACCCUUAUGAGGGAUCAGGAGACGGCGAAAGCGAAUCGAUGAUGUCCAUGUCGGUGACGAGCGCAGGGGGGACUUCACCUAUCACCAACCUACGGGAAGAGCUGCGUCAUGACAUAGAGGUAGUCUACUUCCCGCAGGGCUCAGUUCUUGUGGAACAAGGUGAGCGCCAUCCAGGUCUCUACUACGUAAUCGAUGGUUUCUUGGAUGUGGGCGUUCCUGCGAAUGAGCACGACGAGACCCUCAUCGGAUCAUCCCAUGGAUCUGCCACGCAGGCGCAAGAAGAGUUGUUCCCCAAGCUGAGACGCACCGCCACAUCAUCAUCGCGCGUUGCUGGUACACCAGGCGGCAGCGACGGUCGACGGAAGACCCAAUCCCGUAGAUCGCUCUAUCUCAUCAAGCCUGGUGGCAUCCAGGGCUACGUAGGUGCGCUUGCAUCGUACCCCUCAUACACCGAUGUUGUGGCCAAGACGGACGUUUACGUCGGCUUCCUUCCUCGUGCUUCACUCGAGAGAAUUGCAGACAGACACCCGGCUGCUCUAUUGACACUGGCAAAGCGGUUGACUAGGCUUCUGCCACGGCUGUUGCUCCACAUCGAUUUCGCACUCGAGUGGGUACAGGUCAGCGCAGGACAAGUGAUAUAUCACCAAGGAGAUGAGAGCGAUGCCAUCUACAUUGUUCUGAAUGGCCGUCUGAGGUCUGUCCUUGAGGGAUCAAACGGCAAGGUGACUGUCAUUGGGGAGCACGGCCAGGGCGAGAGUGUUGGCGAACUCGAGGUCAUGACCGAAUCCACAAGACCAUGUACCUUGCAUGCUAUUCGAGAGACGGAGUUAGCAAAAUUCCCUCGGUCUCUUUUCAACAGCCUCGCACAAGAGCAUCCUGGAAUUACCAUUCAGGUUUCCAAGCUCAUUGCCCAGCGAAUGCGUGAUUUGGUCGAGCACCCGCUGUCGGAAAAGGGCAUCGAACAAGGACAUGCUGCUGGUGUCCAGACUGCAACCUCAACUCUCAACCUUCGCACCGUGGCAAUUCUUCCAGUCAUGGCUGGCGUCCCGGUCGUGGAGUUCGGGAACAGACUUAUGCAGGCGUUGCACCAAACUGGUGUGACGAGAGGUGUGACAUCGCUCAACCAAGCGGCGAUUUUGAACCACCUAGGUCGCCAUGCUUUCAGUAAGAUGGGCAAACUUAAGCUCUCCCAGUAUCUGGCCGAUCUUGAGGAAAAGUAUAGCAUGGUGCUGUAUAUCGCUGAUACAAGCGUGAACGCACCAUGGACCCAGACCUGCAUUGCCCAAGCUGACUCUAUCCUGUUGGUUGGUCUUGCGGAGUCUUCACCCAGAGUCGGGGAGUACGAACGAUUCCUACUGGGCAUGAAGACUACAGCCCGCAAAGAACUCGUUCUUUUGCACGCGGAACGGUACUGUCCACCUGGCCUCACUCGGGAAUGGCUCAAGAACCGGAUGUGGAUCAACGGGGGCCACCACCACAUCCAAAUGGCUUUCCGGUCCGACGACUCACCUUCGCACCCACCAAGUAAGAAGUUCGGUACUGUGCUCAAACAACGUGUGCAAAUCCUCCAAGCCGAGAUCCAGAAGUAUACGUCUCGGCGUGCACAGCAAACCCCACUCUAUUCCCCGCAAACACCAUUCAAGGGAGACUUCCAUCGCCUGGCUCGGCGGUUGUGCGGCAAGUCAGUGGGUCUGGUACUGGGCGGAGGCGGGGCUCGUGGCAUUGCGCACGUCGGUGUCAUCAAAGCGCUCGAAGAGGCCGGAAUCCCAGUCGACAUCAUCGGUGGCACCUCGAUCGGCUCGUUCAUUGGAGCUCUGUACGCGCGUGACGCUGAUGUUGUCCCCAUGUACGGCCGAGCCAAGAAGUUCGCCGGGCGCAUGGGCAGCAUGUGGCGGUUUGCUUUGGACUUGACCUAUCCCACUGUCUCCUACACCACGGGCCAUGAGUUCAACCGCGGGAUCUUCAAGACAUUCGGAGACAGCCAGAUCGAAGAUUUCUGGCUGGAAUUCUACUGCAACACAACCAACAUCAGCCGAUCCCGCAUUGAGUAUCACUCGUCUGGCUACGUCUGGCGGUACGUCCGCGCCUCGAUGACGCUGGCUGGCCUGAUCCCUCCUAUCUGCGACGAAGGCAGCAUGCUCCUGGACGGUGGCUACAUUGACAAUCUCACUGUGGCGCACAUGAGAAGUCUCGGAGCGGAUAUCAUCUUUGCUGUGGACGUUGGGUCUAUCGACGACACAACGCCCCAGGGAUUCGGAGACUCGCUGUCGGGAUUCUGGUCGGUGUUCAAUCGAUGGAACCCCUUCUCCUCGCUGCCAAAUCCACCUACACUCUCUGAAAUUCAAGCACGACUGGCCUAUGUCUCAUCGAUCGACAAUCUUGAGCGCGCAAAGAACCUGCCCGGCUGUUUGUAUAUGCGCCCUCCCAUCGAUCCAUACGGGACCCUCGAGUUUGGCAAGUUCGACGAGAUUUACCAAGUUGGUUACAAAUAUGGGAAAGAGUUCCUGGAGCGUUUGAAGAAUGAGGGCUCGCUGCCUAUUCCGGAGGAAAACGAGGAAAAGCGCAAGCUGCAGCGGACAAUGGCUCCCCGCCGCGCGAGUAUUUAA